Capsicum annuum is the source of this 727-nucleotide messenger RNA. Its product is annotated as calvin cycle protein CP12-2, chloroplastic. The transcript has a single exon. Gene Ontology annotation, biological process: negative regulation of reductive pentose-phosphate cycle. Gene Ontology annotation, cellular component: chloroplast. The record is from RefSeq and is a predicted model, not a curated record. Lineage: Eukaryota; Viridiplantae; Streptophyta; Magnoliopsida; Solanales; Solanaceae. The coding region runs from base 149 to 520 and encodes 123 amino acids.
AAUAUCUCUCAAGACGUGCAUAUCUUUCUUUGGUCAUAAAAAUGAUAAGAAAUGUGUGCUCAAUAGUCAUUCCAUCCUCUACUUAUAUAUACAACCUUAUCAUACGUAAAACAUCAUAACAAGUAACCAAAAAAAGAAGAUCUUCAAAAUGGCAACAGUUGCUGGUGUUAGUCUCACAACUCCAAAAUUCUCGGCCAAAAACUCCAACUCUGCCAAUUUUAAGCCUUCUAAGAUCCCAUGCCUUAACAAUCCUUGGAAAAAAUUGUCACCUAAAUUUGGGCUGGUGUGUGCAGCACCGGACAACAAGCUUUCUGACCUUGUGGCUGAAAGUGUUAAGGGUGCAGAGGAAGCGUGCAAUGAGAAUCCGACUAGCGGAGAAUGCGCGGCGGCUUGGGAUGUAGUGGAAGAGGCAAGUGCGGCAGCUAGUCAUGCAAGGGACAAGAAGAAGCAGGAUGAUCCUUUGGAAAAUUAUUGCAAGGAAAAUCCAGAGACUGAUGAGUGCCGCACAUAUGAUAGUUGAUCAUCACUACUACUUUUAUUUUCCUAAGCCUUGUGCUUUAUUCCCAAUUUGAAUCUUGAAUGCUCUGAAUUAGGCUAUUAAUAUGUAUAAUGAAAGAAUUAUUCCUGUUUAAAUUAGUCUCAAAUACUAUACAAACAUUUGGAUGUUGUCCUUGAUAUGAUGAGCUACUAUAUGAAGAAUUUAUGGAACAACAGUGAAUUAGUUUUA